AUGGGGGCGAGAUGUCCCAAGUGGUUAGAGCGUGGAUUUACUGAGUGGAAGGUCCGUCAUUCGAAGCAGACCUCUGCCUCUCGAAUUCCCUCGUCUAGGCUUGGGCAACCUGGCUAUAUCCCGGCCCUCGUGCUUCCUUUGGGUGGCAUGGCACAGAAAGCCUGUGAAAUGGGCGUAACUCUCAGCGAUGAGGAAUUAGUUCACAUGUCCACCUCAGAAUUACGUUCGCUGCUGCUUAGGCGGCAGGUUACUGCUGAAGAACACAAACAGCUUCGAAACAGGCGUCGACGACUACAGAAUCGGAAAUAUGCUCGAAAAUGUGCGCUAAAAAAGCUGACGGAGGUAGAAAACCUCGCAAGUGAAGUGAAAGAGGAGUCUGCAGAACUUCAGGCCCUAAGACAUCAGUUGAACCGCCUCAGUAUUGUUACUCGCCGAAUUCAGCACCAAGAGGCAACCCUAGCCAGUUUUCGUCGCAAGUUAGAAUCUGAUUUGUGCGGACGUUCGGCCUCUGUUUCAACUCCCGUGCGGAUGCUACUUUCCGAUGGCACCGAAGCUGGUGUCGCCCAUCCUGCCCGGCUGACACCCAGCGUGUCACCACUUUUGCAGAUGCCUCACCCGUCAACGAAAGCAGAAUCAUGCGCUCCGCCUAACAAGCCUGAUCAACGUUCUGAUCACAAACCGUUGGUUAUUCGACAACCGUUGAUUCAUCCAAUGCCGAAUCCAAUCACUACCUCGAGGCUACCUGUCGGUUCGCAGCACAACUCGAUGCCGCUCCAGCUGGCUGCAGGUCCGGGCAUGCCAUCCAGCACCACUCCAUUCUAUUCUGCCUGGCCUCCAGCUGAUAAUAGUCCACGUUUACCCAUUCACCUUGUUCGUCCAGUUGGCUGUGGUUUUGCCGCCAACGGGCGGAAUAUGCCAGAAUUCUAAACGGCAUAUUGUAAAAACAAAGCUCGAGUCAUCUUCCAGUAUACCGAGUGAAAUUUCAUCGUAAACUGCGCCUUUAGCUGACUGUGGUCAUCGUUUGAUUUGGUCACUUAAGUUCAUGUACACCAUACGUUCUUUCAUAUGCCCGAAGGUCAGUGAAGCUGCUGGGUGAUUCUCAUCUGUUCCCUUUGUGCCCUUCAAAUGUGGUUGUGAAUACUGAUGUUUCUUGGCCUAGUAACACACUCGUAGUGCAUUGCUGGCACCGGGACGUGCUUUAUCUAAUGUCAUCCGUUGAUGUUUAUCAAUUGCGAUUCACUGAUAAAAACAUACUUGUCUAACACACAC
Messenger RNA from Opisthorchis viverrini, 1269 nucleotides. RefSeq lists its product as hypothetical. The record is from RefSeq and is a predicted model, not a curated record. Lineage: Eukaryota; Metazoa; Platyhelminthes; Trematoda; Opisthorchiida; Opisthorchiidae. Bases 1 to 927 code for a protein of 308 amino acids. Gene Ontology annotation, molecular function: RNA polymerase II cis-regulatory region sequence-specific DNA binding; DNA-binding transcription factor activity, RNA polymerase II-specific. Gene Ontology annotation, biological process: regulation of transcription by RNA polymerase II. Gene Ontology annotation, cellular component: nucleus. The transcript is spliced from 3 exons.